AUGUUAAACGAGCCAAGUAUAUGCGAAAAGGAAGAUGUCGAGAUGAUAGAUAGCUCGCCCACAUGGAUGACACCCAUAAUCAACUAUCUUCUCAGCGAACAACUUCGAACUGACAAAAACGAGGCACGAAAACUCCUAUAUUCUGUGCCUCGCUACACGAUAGUAGAAGGCAAAUUGUAUAGAAGGGGCUAUUCGAUGCCCCUCCUACGGUGUGUUCUUCGUGCAGAAGCAAGAGAGAUCAUCAAUGAAAUCCAUGAAGGCUUUUGUGGGGACCAUAUAGUAUCAGAUAACGGGACUCAAUUUGAUAGUGAAUUAUUCACUGAGUUCUGCGAGAGGAACAAGAUAAUCAAAAGCUUCUCGUCAGUAUCCAGGUCUCAGGCAAAUGGACAAGUAGAAGUUGUUAAUAAGACCUUGAAGGAUAAUAUCAAGAAGAAACUAGACGUUGCCAAAGGUAGAUGGGUCAAUGAACUACCUCAAUUACUUUGGGCUCACAGGACAACUGAGAAGAGAGUAGCGGGUUAUACUCCAUUCUCGCUAGCAUUUGGCUCAGAGGCAAUGUUGCCAGUAUAA
Molecule: messenger RNA, 570 nt
Organism: Cannabis sativa
Lineage: Eukaryota; Viridiplantae; Streptophyta; Magnoliopsida; Rosales; Cannabaceae
Exons: 2
Coding region: 1-570 (189 amino acids)
Biological process (GO): DNA integration
Molecular function (GO): nucleic acid binding
Source: RefSeq, a predicted model, not a curated record